AUGGAUGGAUGGAAAUCAGUCCUAAACUACCAAGCAAGGCUGAAAAAACAUCCUAAUGAAUUGGCAAUCCAGCUUACCAAUCAAACUUAUAAGAAGCGACUCAAGAGAAAGGAUAUACUUACUGGAGCAUUCAGAAGAAUGAGUGGUCAUAGAUUAGCUAAUUAUGAGCAGCUGUCCUCGCUGGAAGACACACUAUCUGACACUUCACUUAUAACAAAACUGCUCAUAUUCACCCCCGUCGCCGCCGCAGCAGUCGUCUCCCUCGCAGCAGCAGGCCAAGUCUACCAGCAAGACUUCCAAGCUAUAGACUUCCAAUCCCAGCAAGCAUUGCCUAGUCACGCCCAGGCAGCUUUCAAUGGUGCCCAGGAUUUGGCUGGUCAUAGUCAAGCUGCUUUCAGUGACGCCCAGGCUUUGGCUGGUCACAGUCAGCUAGCCUACGACGAGGCCCAGGCUUUGGGUAGUCAAGCGCAAGUGGCCUUCGAUGGAGCGCAGCUGGCUUACCAAGGCCAUCAAGCCGUUCAAACUCUGCAACAGCAAGGUCUUCAAGAGCAUCAGCUGCAGAACCUGCAAGGUCACCAGCAGCAAUCUACUCAGAGAACAGCCAGGAUCCUGAGAUACGAAAACGAGAACAACGGCCAUAACUACCAGUACGCUUAUGAGACUGACAACGGUAUCAAAGCUCAAGAAUCUGGCUCGACUGUAGGCAAAGGAACCCAAGCACAGGGAGGCUACUCCUAUGUCGGCAACGAUGGUCAGACCUACACUAUCACCUAUACUGCCGAUGAGAACGGCUUUCAAGCUCAGGGUGCCCAUAUCCCCACCCCUCCUCCCUUACCUGAAGCCAUCGCUAAAGCCAUUGAACAAAAUGCUCGCGAUGAGGCUAAUGGUGUUGUGUAUGACGAUGGACAAUAUCAUGCUCAAAAGCAACAACAACAGACUCAGCAGCAAGACUUCCAACAUCAACAACAAGGCUUCCAACAUCAGCAGGAUGCUUACCAACAGCAACAGCUUCAACAAGCUUACCAGCAACAACAAGCUUAUCAACAGCACCAACCACAGCAAGCUUACCAACAACAACAACAGCAGCAAGCUUACCAACAGCAACAGCAGAGUUACCAACCUCAGCAGCUUCAGCAACAGGAUUAUCAGCAGUGGCAACCUUCCCAGGAUUACGUGGGACCUGCCCCAGUCACUGAGCAUACUAAAUACUAA
Molecule: messenger RNA, 1212 nt
Organism: Pectinophora gossypiella (pink bollworm)
Lineage: Eukaryota; Metazoa; Arthropoda; Insecta; Lepidoptera; Gelechiidae
Product: putative mediator of RNA polymerase II transcription subunit 26
Exons: 5
Coding region: 1-1212 (403 amino acids)
Source: RefSeq, a predicted model, not a curated record